AUGGUGGUGGGUCUUCCGGACUCUGACGGAAGGCUUAAGAAAGAGCGCUCUGCGGGGAGUAAUCUUCGCACUAUGAGUCCGCCCAUACAAAGGGCGGCCGAUGGCAAGCCACAACGCCGUCGAGGGAAGAAGCACCUAGCCCUUCCCGCCCCCGGGCCCCAACAGGGCGAGCCAGCCCGUCUUGUCCCUGUUGGGGAGGUUCAAAGGGAUUCGCCACCCCUGAAGGACCCCGAGGCCCUCUCACUGACGGUGUACGUUGGCGCCCCUGCAUCUCGCAGAAAGGGCAAGCGCUCUGCCAAAGCGCUUGACCUUGAGGAGACACCAACAAAGAAGCAACGUCCUGAAGAGGGCCCCGGCCAGACGUCUGCUGUUCCGCAGCAACCCUUGGACUUGCCCACUGGCUACGUGCCAAAUGUGGUCAUAGUCCAUCCACCCGGGCACGACAACCAGCAACAGUUGGAAGUGCGAGGUCGGAAACAAAAGAAAAGGAAGGCCGCCGCUGAGGCGAAGACACUCACCGAAACAGACUACCCGCCCCCUCCAAAGAUCGUUUUCUUCGAACCUGUGUUGAACACGGUCGAACCGUCUUCGGAGCCGGAGAAGGCAAUUCAGAACCCCUUCGACGGAUCAGGGACACACCUUGGAAAACCCGCCCCGGAAUUUCCGGGAUUCAAAGCGGGCGAACAAGGUGUCCCAACGGUGAGCGGUGACAGCCUCAACACCAGCAACCUCUCGUCAGUGGUUGCGAAAUGUAAAGGUUGUCACCACGUCUUUUGGGGACAGAAGAUCCGCAAAAUUCGUAAGCGGCAUCGAUGCCCCCCAGCCCGGCCCGACUCAGCCAAGCCGAGGGAAGCACUACGGACCAGUCCAGAACCCAAGGCGCAGGGCUCGUUGCCUGUGCUCGAGGGAGAUCAGACCGCUCCGGAAGCGGCUCCCCAGGCGAAAGCUGGGCCUGAAGAGGUCCUCGGGGAUGACUCCCAGCAACACCCACUCAGUGGGGCCGCUGGACAAAGAGGCACCCCCGUCCCUCACUCCGACAACCCGGCACAUCCAGCUGAAGCUGGGCCCGACGUGGACAUGAGGACCCUGCCUGUCGAUGAUCGGAAUAGCAGCCAGUCACACCGCGAGCCACUCCCGGAUACCCAAGGCCGGGAUUCCUUUGACCGCCUCAUUGACAUGAUGAUCGCCCUCUCAGAGAAGGUUCAGACAAUGUCUAACCAACUCGAGGAGGUGCGUCGUUCUGUUUCUGCUGGCGAGAGGGAGGUCGCUAAGCCAGCCACGGAGAAUCUGGGAGCCAUUCCCGACAUUCCCACGGCUAGCGAGGCAGCCUCGGCCGCGCAAAGUCCAUCCCUCCCUCCCACAAAAGGGGUGGACUCGGGUCACAAGACCAAGGGCAAAAAGCCGAAGCAGAAGAAGAAGAAGAAGAAGCCUAAGCCUCGGGCCUCUCCCUCACCUUCGACUGCUACGGCCCCUGCAGCACCUGCAGUGCCGACCUCGACUCCAAAGCCGUCGGGCGAAGCAUCCCCCCCUGCAGUGGCGCUGGUUCCAAAGUCACCGGGCCCCCGCCCCAAGGGGAGGGCAGCGUGGGGCGAGCUUGGACCUCGCGACAAGUCCCAAGCAGUGACGCGGAAGGCGGGCGCGGCCAAGCCACCAACCUUUGCUGCUUCGAGCUCGGAGGAUGCCUCUGCGCCAACCAAAGCGUCAAAGGACCCAUCAGCCGCACCUGCAAAAUCCGACUCCAGCGCUAUCAGUCAUGGGGGCCAAGCAAAACUCCCAAAGGGCCACCGGUGCACUUUCUGCAGCCGCUUGUUCCGCAGCCGCAAGGAGGUUGAGGACCACGCCAAGCGGAAAAAUGGGUGCGCAAACCGGGACGCGCAGCGGGAGGACCAGCUCCGAGACAGGAAAGCGGACGGUCUCUUCAACACCGGAGGGCUGCGCAGCGCUGCGCUCUCGAACGACUCCCCUCACUGGAAGCAGGUGCGGGAGCUGCUGACCUUAUGGAGGCGCGGGGACUGGACCAAGUUACACCUGCGCGCCCUGGCGGCUAUCAACAAAAUGAAUAGCAGGGUUCGAGAGAACAAGGCCCGAGUGGACGACCGGUACGGCAGUGCGGAUACACUGGCGCGAACACGUCGCUGCAUCAAGUUCGGGGAGCUGGCUGAACUCUCACGAGCAGCAGAGGCGCUGAUUGCGGCAGACCUUGCCCCAACCACGGACGAGACUCGUAAGAGUCUGGAGGAGAAGCACCCCCGCCCCACGGUCCCCUUCACAGCAGAGGACGGCAGCUGCACCCUUCCUCACCCGGAGAAACCCACGAAGUGGGUCCUGAAGCAGGAAGUUCUCGCGCGGGCCCUUCGCGAGAGCCCUCGUGGCUCUGCAGGCGGUCCCACCGGCUGGCGCAUGGACUUCUUACGCGAACUCUUCACGCACCCCGGAGACCUCAAACUCCUGGGGGCAUGGCUUCAGGCAGCAGCAAGAGGGGAUGUGGGGCAGGGGGUGGCGCAGUGGUGGACCUCGAGUUCGCUAGUGGCUUUGGAGAAACCAGGUGGCGGUGUCCGCCCGAUCGCAGUGGGGGAAGUCUUCCCUCGCCUCCUGGCCCGGUGUCUCGCGGUCGACUACCAUGACGCCAUCAUCCGACACCUGAAGCCGAAAGGGCAGUUUGGGGCUGGUGCGCGGAACGGAGCGGAGACGGUUAUCCACGGGGUGCGCGCUGCUUGCAUUGAAGGUCUAACCCUUCGGGGUCCAAUCAGCCGCGAGGACAGCUGA
This is a messenger RNA of Closterium sp. NIES-65, 2766 nucleotides long. The record is from the annotation of a GenBank genome assembly. Lineage: Eukaryota; Viridiplantae; Streptophyta; Zygnematophyceae; Desmidiales; Closteriaceae.